AUGGAAACCCUCAACCCCUCCGACCUCGUCACCCGGCUCGCCAGCGACGAAGAUGCUGUCCGUAAGAUGGCUGCCUUCAAACUCCAAGGCAGCAUCGGCGAUCCAUCGUUUGCCGACAUCUUCAUUGCGGAGGGCGGGCUGAGUAAAUUGCGGUACUUGACGUUGACAACGACAGGAAAUACUUUGGCGUAUAGUCUGACAAGUUUUGCGCGGCUGUUGGAGGUUGACAAAGGUUGGGAGUUUGUGGAUGAGGAGGUUGUCGAGAGGAUAGUCCAUCUGAUUGUUACGCACCCCCUCGUCAAUAUCCUGCGCGGGGCAAUGGCCAUGCUCGUCUCGAUCGUCUCCCACCCUCACACGGCUCGCUCCGAGUCUGAACAGACAUCAGCUGAAGAGAAAGAGGUCUAUGGCUUCCGAGCCCUCAAACCCGCUAUCGACAAACAUCCGCAAUUCCUCGAAAUGUUGGUCAGCAGAUUAUCAUCCGCUGAUCAUGCGCUAUGCGCGAAUGCAUUGCAGCUUAUCAAUUCUCUAAUGCGCGACUCCAUCACCAACGACGAAGAAUCCGAGUGGCCAAAGUUCAUUAAACGGUUACAAGAUCUAGGCGUGAUUCGGGCUGUGUAUAUUCUAAUGCAAGGCAGCGCGUUGCAGGACCAUGCGCAUCCAUUGAUUGAGUUUCAGUCUUUAACGAAAUUGCUGUUAAGGAAGUGGAAGAAUGUGGCUGUAGAUUUGGAGAAGCCGGAUCACAGACGCGCAUUGAAGGGGAUUCAUUUGGCUAGUAACCCGGAGAAGAAGGAAGCUGGUGGUAGUAGUGCUGGCGGCUCGUCUGAGAACGGUACUACUUCAGGUGAAAACGAUAUCAAGAAAUCACGCAAACACAACCCGGAGAAAUGGCGACGACUGGGUUUCCCGAGUGAGAGUCCCGCGGCAGAGUUUCAUGAAAUGGGAUUUCUGGGCAUGAUGGAUCUGACGGAUUAUGUGCGAAAGCAUCAAGAUGAUUUUCAGAAAAUGUUGCUGGAGCAAUCGGCCAAACCGGUUGAGCAGCGAUGUCCUAUUGCCAGGGCGUCGUUGGCGGUUACAUCUGUGCUGUAUGAGCAUUUUGAGGUUGAAAAGUCGGCCACAGACGAUGCGAAGAACUAUUUAGUUCUGGAAUCUCGCUCGAAUUUCGACAAAGUCUUCAAACCGUUGCUGUUGCACUGGUCGCGUAUCCAUGUUGCGGCUCUGCAUGCGUUCUUCCGUCUGUGGAAAGCCACCAGCGCGGAAGUUGCUGAUUUCGACAAGAUUGUUGAGCUAGUUCGGAUUUUGGUUGAAUCUGUUGUCGGCGGUGCGCCACGCACAAAGGAUGUUCAAGACGUUGAAGAAGAGCUAGACGACUUUGAAUACCAGCGUCUACGCGAACUGCAAAUGGAGCUACUCGAACUCACAUAUGAAGAUGCCUGGGGCCAGCAUUUGAGACAGGUCCGAGACGAACUACAGCAUGAAGCAUUACACUUCGUCAAAGAGCAGAGAAUCCGAUGUCUUUUACAGGGGGCUUGGUUUCCAAAUGAGCCUGUCGCGUCACCUAGGCCAGAAGACUCGAGUCCUAUCACGAUAGUAGAUUCGAAUAAUAAACCGGCACAAGGGUACAAAUAUGUGCAAUUGUCACAUAACAGGAGAUAUCUACAUUUCAGUGAUUUUGACGCUAUCAAGGAGACGGCGCCUGCUUUGGAUAGUCUUUCUAACAAGAUCGACUUAUCUAUCGUGUCGUCGGUGGUGUCAAACGUCUCAGCCUCAUCAGACGAUUCCUCCGGCUCAACCAUCAAGACUACCCCUGGCAACGGCAAUUCAUCUUCCCUUCACCCUACCCCCGACACAUCCUCAUCAUCAGCAACAACAUCAUCCACCAAAAUCACUAUCCACGGCUACGCAUCCACAAUCCCCUCCUCAUCAGGCCCCAGAUCUCCAGUCACCACCCACAAAGAAACCGGGCACACACGCACCGGCAGCAGAGCAACACAACGCGAAAUCCCGCUCCUGACACUUCGACCACAGAGCCACAGCGUCGCCUCGGAAUGGCUGGAUGGGCUGUUGAUGCUUUUGAAUCAACAACCCAUCACAUCCGAAACGAACAAACUUGUUAAUUUGAUCAGUAAUUACGGCCUGAAGAUCAGGUUGCUGAAUGUGAGGUUUGAUGAUGCAGCGUUUGUGGGUGAGACGCCCAAGAUACCGAGUAGGGAGGGUCUGGAUGAGGAUUAUUAUUAUGAUGUUUUCGGGGGGGUGUAA
Molecule: messenger RNA, 2256 nt
Organism: Talaromyces amestolkiae
Lineage: Eukaryota; Fungi; Ascomycota; Eurotiomycetes; Eurotiales; Trichocomaceae
Exons: 3
Coding region: 1-2256 (751 amino acids)
Biological process (GO): actin filament organization; cell motility
Cellular component (GO): plasma membrane
Source: RefSeq, a predicted model, not a curated record